CGUCUGGUGGCAGUGGCCAUGGCGCGAGGUGGUGGCUCAGCCUCCUUCCCCGCCGGCUUCCAGCUGCUGGGCGCCCUGCUGGUGCUGCUGUGCUGCGCCGACAGCCUUGGGGCGGAGGCUCCGAGCGAUCUGCCUGCCAACGCCAGCGAGGAGUGCACCGGCUCCUACAUCUGCAAGAAGGGGGUGAUCCUCCCCAUCUGGGAGCCCCAGGACCCCUCCUUCGGGGACAAAAUCGCCAGGGCCACGGUGUACUUCGUGGCCAUGGUGUACAUGUUCCUGGGCGUCUCCAUCAUUGCCGACCGCUUCAUGUCCUCCAUCGAGGUCAUCACCUCCCAGGAGCGGGAAAUAACCAUCAAGAAGCCCAACGGUGAGACCAGCAAGACCACGGUGAGGAUCUGGAAUGAGACCGUUUCCAACCUCACGCUGAUGGCCCUGGGCUCCUCUGCCCCGGAGAUCCUCCUGUCCGUCAUCGAGGUGUGCGGCCACGGCUUCACGGCCGGGGACCUGGGGCCCAGCACCAUCGUGGGCAGUGCCGCCUUCAACAUGUUCGUCAUCAUCGCCAUCUGUGUCUAUGUGGUGCCGGAUGGGGAGAUCAGGAAGAUCAAACACCUGAGGGUCUUCUUCGUCACGGCGGCCUGGAGCAUCUUCGCCUACACCUGGCUGUACAUCAUCCUCUCCGUGUCCUCCCCGGGGGUGGUGGAGGUGUGGGAGGGGCUGCUGACCUUCUUCUUCUUCCCCAUCUGCGUGGUGUUCGCCUGGAUCGCCGACAGGAGGCUCCUCUUCUACAAGUACGUCUACAAGAAGUACCGGGCGGGCAAGCAGCGGGGCAUGAUCAUCGAGCACGAGGGUGACCGGCCCUCCUCCAAGGCUGACAUCGAGAUGGACGGCAAGGUCGCCAACUCCCACGUGGAGAAUUUCUUGGAUGGCACCCUGGUGCUGGAGGUGGACGAGAAAGACCAGGACGACGAGGAAGCCAGGAGAGAGAUGGCCCGGAUCCUGAAGGAGCUGAAGCAGAAGCACCCUGAGAAGGAAGUGGAGCAGCUGAUAGAGCUGGCCAACUACCAGGUGCUGAGCCAGCAGCAGAAGAGCAGAGCCUUCUACCGCAUCCAGGCCACCAGGCUCAUGACCGGGGCCGGCAACAUCCUGAAGCGGCACGCGGCCGACCAGGCACGGAAAGCCGUCAGCAUGCAGGAGGUGAACGGCGAGGCGGCUGAGAACGACCCCGUCAGCAAGCUCUGCUUCGAGCAGGCCACCUACCAGUGCCUGGAGAACUGUGGCACUGUGGCGCUGACCAUCGUGCGGCGGGGAGGAGACCUGACCAAGACGGUCUGCGUCGACUUCCGGACGGAGGACGGCACGGCCAACGCCGGCUCCGACUACGAGUUCACCGAAGGGACCGUGGUCUUCAAGCCGGGCGAGACGCAGAAGGAGAUCCGCGUGGGCAUCAUCGACGACGACAUCUUCGAGGAGGAUGAGAACUUCCUGGUCCACCUCAGCAACGUCCGCCCGGGCGCCGAGGCCUCCUGCGAGGGCGUCCCAGAGGCCGGCCCGGGUGCUGGGGGCCUCCUCGCCUGCCUGGGCUCGCCCUCCACGGCCACCGUAACCAUCUUCGACGACGACCACGCCGGCAUCUUCACCUUUGAGGAGCCGGUGACCCACGUCAGCGAGAGCGUGGGCACCAUGGAGGUGAAGGUGCUGCGCACCUCUGGCGCCCGGGGCAACGUCAUCGUGCCCUACAAGACCAUCGAGGGCUCAGCCAAAGGUGGAGGAGAGGACUUUGAGGACACCUGCGGGGAGCUGGAGUUCCAGAACGACGAGAUCGUCAAAACGAUAUCAAUCAAGGUGAUAGAUGAUGAGGAGUAUGAGAAAAACAAGACCUUCUACCUAGAGAUCGGGGAGCCCCGGCUGGUGGAGAUGAGUGAGAAGAAAGCCCUGUUGUUGAAUGAGCUUGGUGGCUUCACCAUUACAGGGAAACUCUGGAAGGGCAAACCUGUCUACAGGAAGCUCCAGGCUAGAGAUCAUCCUCUUCCUUGCUCCGUGGUCACCAUCCCAGAAGAGAAUGAAGAGAAGCAACCACUGACCAGCAAGGAGGAGGAGGAGCGUCGGAUCGCGGAGAUGGGGCGGCCGGUCCUGGGAGAGCACACCAAGCUGGAGGUCAUCAUCGAGGAGUCCUAUGAAUUCAAGAACACAGUGGACAAGCUCAUUAAGAAGACCAACCUGGCCCUGGUGGUUGGCACAAACAGCUGGAGAGAGCAGUUCAUUGAGGCCAUCACAGUCAGCGCAGGAGAAGACGACGACGACGAUGAAUGUGGGGAGGAGAAGCUGCCCUCCUGCUUCGACUACGUGAUGCACUUCCUGACCGUCUUCUGGAAGGUCCUUUUCGCCUUCGUGCCCCCCACAGACUACUGGAACGGUUGGGCUUGCUUCGUGGUCUCCAUCCUGAUGAUUGGCCUCCUGACAGCCUUCAUUGGCGACCUGGCCUCCCACUUCGGCUGCACCAUUGGCCUGAAGGACUCGGUCACUGCCGUCGUCUUCGUCGCCCUGGGCACCUCCGUGCCAGACACUUUUGCCAGCAAGGUGGCAGCAACGCAGGACCAGUACGCGGACGCCUCCAUCGGGAACGUCACCGGCAGCAACGCGGUGAACGUCUUCCUGGGCAUCGGGGUGGCCUGGUCGAUCGCCGCCAUCUACCACGCCGCCCACGGACAAGCCUUCCAAGUGUCCCCAGGGACCCUGGCCUUCUCCGUCACCCUCUUCACCAUUUUUGCUUUCAUCAGCGUGGGCGUCCUGCUCUACCGGCGGAGACCCGAGAUCGGAGGUGAGCUGGGCGGGCCGCGGACUUCCAAGCUGCUCACCUCCUCCCUCUUUAUCCUCCUCUGGUUGCUGUACAUAUUCUUCUCAUCUCUGGAAGCCUACUGCCACAUAAAGGGCUUCUAA
Messenger RNA from Indicator indicator, 2937 nucleotides. RefSeq names its product solute carrier family 8 member A1 (gene SLC8A1). The record is from RefSeq and is a predicted model, not a curated record. Gene Ontology annotation, biological process: cell communication; sodium ion transmembrane transport; calcium ion import across plasma membrane. The transcript is spliced from 10 exons. Gene Ontology annotation, cellular component: sarcolemma; axon; postsynapse. Bases 19 to 2937 code for a protein of 972 amino acids. NCBI's taxonomy places the organism in Eukaryota, Metazoa, Chordata, Aves, Piciformes, Indicatoridae. Gene Ontology annotation, molecular function: calcium:sodium antiporter activity.